GAGAGCGUCUGCAGAGGGAGCAGCUGCAGGGAGCCCAGUCUCAGUACUACCGCUGGCUGAGGAAGGUGCUGCCUGACACAGGACACACUCCCGCACCAAACUGCAGCCGCGUGCGAGUCCCACAGUUCAGCUGCCACAUGGGCGGGGCCGACCCAGGGAAGCUGCAUGAUAUACUGAAGGAUCGACCAAUGAAAUACUCCCUCAGGAAACCUGGCCUCACCCUCAAGCCCAUGCCGGUACUGUCAGUACUGCAACAACCCCCGCAGGUCUCCAGGUCAGGCAAUAUGGCGGUGGUGAGAGAGGAGAGCUCUUCCUUCGCCCCGGGACCGUACCCGGACCACAGUCUGAGCUGGGAUAAGAACACCAUCCCCCGACAACCAUCACACUACAACAAGUACCACUUUACGGAGUUCCUGAGGCAGAGGUCGUUCCAGUACAAGAGGUCAGCUCCACCCCUAACAGACAAAGAGAGGCGUAUCCACGUCUUCCAGAAACACCCAGCCCCCUAUGACACCAGACAAUCCGCUGGAACCAGCCAAUCACAGCCAACCCAGAGCGUCGUAGAGACUCGGACCUAUAGGGAUGUCACCCUGCACAUCAACUGAGGAAAACCCCUUGGCUGAGUCCCAAAUGGCACCCUAUACAGUGCACGACUUUGGCCAAACAUUGGUACUGUAUAGGGAAUCGGCUGCCAUUGGAGARGUGACCUCAGACUGAAACCCCACUACUGCACUAUGGAACUGCACUAACACUUUAAUAUAAUAAAUGGCCAACCCAACCACCACUGUUCAUUACUCUUCAGUACCGUCAGUAGAAUCAUCAGUACUAAAAGAAGAGCAGCAUCCCAAAUGGCACCCUAUUUCCUAUGUAGUGCACUACUGAUCUGGUAAACUAUUAUAGGAAAUAGGGUGCCAUGGGACCCAGGUAAGGUCAUUGUAGUCACCUGUGUGUGUUAUUAUAAAUGGUAUAUACAGUAUUAAAGGAACAUCCCUGGCGAUUUUCUUGAUGUUUUCAUCUUGGUUCUCAGGAGAAUCUGGAACCAAUAGAGAGCAUCAUUACAUACAACACCCACUUCAUCUAAUUAAACAAGAGUUUUUUCUGAAUCAAAAAGGGUCUUAGGCGGCACGCCCAGAAAAACCCCUGCUCUCUGAACAUUGUGAGUAACUGACACAAAGCGUAUGAAAUGUCAGUAAUAAAAAUAGCUUGUAUAAUAUGGUAAUAUGGCAUGCGGUGAUGUGGCUGACUGACUGGUGGGAUUUCUGCAACACAUGCAACUCUGCUGUAGUGAUGAGCUGUAAAACUCUACUGGCUGUAAACAAUUAGCCUCCCAUGUUUUCUGUUCUACCCACUCUUCUGCAGCGGAGUCAUCCAGUAGCUGUUCUUGAAGAACGCGUUGGUGCAGAACGUGUUAGGCAGCAGCACCUAGAACAAUAGAACACAACACAGCCGUAGAACAACAGAACACAGCCG
Molecule: messenger RNA, 1470 nt
Organism: Salvelinus sp. IW2-2015
Lineage: Eukaryota; Metazoa; Chordata; Actinopteri; Salmoniformes; Salmonidae
Source: RefSeq, a predicted model, not a curated record